AGACAAUAAGAACCAAUGCCUUUUUCUUUUUCUACCACACCCUUCUACCCCAUUCAUAAUGUCGCGUCUAGACCGUACUCGCACAUCGCCGCACCAGCUGCGCCCUUUCUUCUCCUCCCAGAACCUACUCAACCGCGCCGACGGCUCGGCACAAUUCGACUUUGGUGGAUCUUCAGUAAUUUGCUCAGUUGUCGGCCCUGCCGAGGUCAAGAUUCGCGACGAGAAGCUUGAUAGAGCAACCAUUGAGGUCGUUGCAAGACCCUUGGUCGGUCUUCCUGGUGUCAAGGACAAGACGCUCGAACGGUGUAUCAGAGAGACAUUGGAGCCUUUGAUUCUCUCAGGACUCCACCCCCGGACAGGGAUCCAGAUCGUGCUGCAGACGAUGAAGGAUGAUGGAUGCAUUAUGUCGACAGCAUUCAAUGCUACUAUUUUGGCAUUACUGGACGCUGGUAUACCUUUGAAGUCUAUUCUCGGAUCCGUCACUUGCAUCAUUGACGCCCAAUCAAAUCAAAUACUGCUCGACCCCACAACAGAGGAACUUGCGCAAGCAAAGUCGACCCAUGUCUAUGUCUUUGACAACAAGACGUCAAUACCAUCAAAGGAAAGCAUGGAUGUGGAUCGGAAUAAUGAGGCAGGAAUAUUGUUCUCAGACAGCACAGGCUUGUUCACAGAAGAAGAGUAUCUGGAAUGCGCAAAUGUAUGCUUUAAAGCAGCACAGGCGGUCCACGGAUUCAUCCGGACAGCAGUCUCCAAGAAGCUGGAAAAGGAGUAUCAGCAAACCCAGGCAUGAUCGUCAAAUAAAGUGGCUGCACCUUCGUUCUCUUUAAUGUUGUGAUAUGAUACGCAGGAUCGCUAUUGUAGGUUCUCAGGAGGGAGUGAGCUCAAGAACUACCGUGUUUCCACCCCUGGCAUGUUAACGCGAGAAAUACUGGGGGUGUUUAGGAGAUGAUAUAUGCGCAAAGAUCACAACCUGCACAAAGGCACAGGAUAAGAACGAUCAAAUCGAAGCGUGGUUCAGGUUUUCGAGUUCCGGGAGAUGAGCUUGUUCGAUUGCGAUAAUAUGGACGACUUGCUGCUUCUUAAAAUCAGACCAAGAGACCUGGCAUAGAUACGGUAAUACUAAAUGAGCAUUGCAUUCAAUAAACACUGGGCAUAGCAGCCUUGAUGUGUGUCCGAG
Messenger RNA from Gamsiella multidivaricata, 1177 nucleotides. RefSeq names its product ribosomal protein S5 domain 2-type protein. Gene Ontology annotation, biological process: poly(A)-dependent snoRNA 3'-end processing; nuclear mRNA surveillance; rRNA catabolic process. The transcript is spliced from 3 exons. The record is from RefSeq and is a predicted model, not a curated record. Lineage: Eukaryota; Fungi; Mortierellomycota; Mortierellomycetes; Mortierellales; Mortierellaceae. Gene Ontology annotation, cellular component: nucleolus; nuclear exosome (RNase complex); cytoplasmic exosome (RNase complex). Bases 59 to 790 code for a protein of 243 amino acids.